AUGCAGACCUACCUGGGCAACUUCAUCAAACUCCCCUACGAACUCCGCCUCAUGAUCUGGGAAGAACUCCGCCCGCACGGCCAAGACAAGACUACGGCAGGUACAGCAUCGUCGAAACAAUCCAGGCGGAUCCCAAAAUCAGGCCUUUCCAUCCUCCGCGCAAACCGAGGCCUCCACGAUGAAAUCCACCGACCCCUCUACCAGAACAUGGUCAUGGCCUUUGAAAUCUCGCCGCUAUACGAGAGAGAUGUCUGGAUCACCGCGAACUGCCGACAGGGACAAGCUGUUUGGAAGCUUCAGAACGAAGACGAUGCUGUCGGCCGCGGAUUCCUCGAUUUGCCCUACGACAGGGUUGAUGUCGUUGUUGACAUCUUCGCGCCGGAUAAUCGUGAUCAGGCUCAGUUGGUUUGUCUGUGGGGGAAGAUCAAUCGGUUCGUCGACUUUAUGGGGGGUACCCAGCGAAACAAGAAGGAGAAGAAUAUCCGGGAUAUGACGAUUCGAUUUCAGAAGAACACCAUCACGGGAAGCGACUGGUACGACUACGCCAACGAAAUGAUGAUCGUCUCCGCUAUCAACAUUGCGACCUGCGAACAUCUCCCCAUGAAAGCAUUCGACCCGAUCAACGGCAUGCACUACUACUCGAAUAGCGAUGUGGCAUUUACUCCCUUCCUGCGUCUCCGGAAUGCACAAUCGAUAACCGUGACGGCACACUCGGAGGUCCUAUACAAAGCCCUAAACUGGGACCUCAUCAACCUACGCAACAGCAACAACAACAACCCAGCAGCAGCAGAUAUGAACAUAAAAAGGGCAAACCUGCACCUAAACUACACCCUCGACCUAUCCCUCGACAUCCUCCCAAGCCAAACAGCCUCCAUGCUCCGCCUCAACCGCUUCGCAAGCUGGUUCCCCAAAGGCCACUCGGGAACCUCAGCAUACGAAACCACCCUCCUGCUCAUACUCCACGAACUACCCGAUCUAGUCCACCACUUUGACCCGCAUCUCGACAUGAUCACGUACAGACUGCAGGCGUUGCUAGCCCUGAACCCCGAACGACGGAAAUGGAAUACGCGCCGCAGACAUAGACAUAAGCAGGGGUGGAAUCCAAUGGCUUGGGCUCAAGCAUUUCCGGACGGUAUUCCUGCUUUUGGGACGAGGGGGUGGAAGAGGAUUGUUGGGAGGAUUGGUGAUUUUGAUACUGAUGGUGGUGUUGGGGAGGCGGUUUGGGGGGAUUAUUUUGAUAAGGGUGCGUUUUAUUUGAGGUUUAGGGAUGAGAUUAUGAGAUUUAGGGAGAGGAUGCAUCAGUGA
Messenger RNA from Monascus purpureus, 1305 nucleotides. NCBI's taxonomy places the organism in Eukaryota, Fungi, Ascomycota, Eurotiomycetes, Eurotiales, Aspergillaceae. The record is from the annotation of a GenBank genome assembly.